Messenger RNA from Durio zibethinus, 4054 nucleotides. NCBI's taxonomy places the organism in Eukaryota, Viridiplantae, Streptophyta, Magnoliopsida, Malvales, Malvaceae. The record is from RefSeq and is a predicted model, not a curated record.
CUUUUAAAAUACAAACAGCUCCUCUCCGUUCCAUUUCUGUGUCUCUUUUUCUCUAUUCCUCUAUUCAAAAAAUCGCCGAUUUUCAUCAGAUGGGAACGAAGCAACCUUUAUUAGCUUUUGAGACUAACGAGUCCACCACAACAAGUUCGCAUGAAAGUAACAGUUUGAGUCAGGGUGAUUCUACAACAAAUGGAUCUGUUAGUGAUCAAAAUGAUUAAUGCAAGUGGUUCAAUUGGGAUUGUGAGUGAAGUUGCUGGUGACUCAGAUUCAGAUGGAAGCAUAGCCGAUGAUAGAGAUGACGAAGAUGAAGAAGAAGAUCUGGAUGGUGAAGAUGAAAACACUGAUGUUGAUUACAAUAGCAAUGUUAAUGAGAGUGGUGAGGGGAACAAAGUUGACCGCGAUUAUAAGUGUGGUGAUCUUCAAGCCGAUCAAAUUCGGGUACUCUGGAUGGAUGAUACUGAGCCAGUUCAAAGUAUUAAGAAUGUAACUGUUGUUGAUCGGGGUUUCUUACAUGGGGAUUAUGUUGGUGCUGCUUCAGACUCAACUGGGCAGGUCGGUGUUGUGGUGGAUGUCAAUAUCUCUGUUGAUCUGUUAGCUCCAGAUGGAUCUAUUAUAAAAGAUAUCUCCACUAGAGAUUUGCAACGUGUGAGGGAUUUCACUGUGGGUGAUUAUGUGGUCCUUGGUCCCUGGCUAGGUAGAAUAGAUGAUGUUUUAGAUAAUGUCAACGUGUUGUUUGAUGAUGGCUCUAUGUGCAAAGUUAUGAGGGCUGAACCAUUGCGUCUCAAACCAAGUACUAGGAACACCCUUGAAGAUGAUAGUAAUUUUCCGUACUAUCCUGGCCAGCGUGUAAAGGCAAGCUCUUCAUCUGUUUUCAAGAAUUCUAGGUGGUUAUCUGGCUUAUGGAAGCCAAAUCGGCUAGAAGGUACAGUCACUAAAGUUGCAGCUGGAUCUGUGUUUAUUUAUUGGAUAGCAUCUGCUGGCUAUGGGCCCGAUUCUUCGACUGCCCCAGCUGGAGAGCAGAAUCCAAAGAAUCUAAAACUGUUGUCUUGUUUUACACAUGCGAAUUGGCAAGUGGGUGAUUGGUGUCUUCUUCCAACUUCAUUGCAAUCCAUUUCUUUGGACAAGGGUUUGUCUAAACUGCAACAUAAUGGUUCCAUAAGAAAUGGGGGAAAGCAUAAAAGUGACUCAGAAGAGGUUACUCUGGAAGAAUCAAAUGAUAAUGGUGAAUCCAUGGAUCUCAAUGCAAUGUCUACACCUGAUGAAAACAAUGCAAUUAUUGAAACUAAAGACAAUGGAGUUAUUGAAAAUAAAGCCUCACCUGAAUCUAGCUCUUGUAGCAGUUCAUUAUCAGUUUCAAAGGCGACUGUCCAUGAGCAUUGGCCACUUCACCGCAAGAAGAUACGUAAAGUUGUGAUUAGGAAAGACAAGAAAGCAAAAAAGAAAGUGGAUAAUUUUGAAAGGGCACUUUUAAUUGUCAAUAGUAGAACAAGUGUUGAUGUUGCAUGGCAGGAUGGAACGGUGGAACAUGGAGUACACGCAACGACGUUGAUCCCAAUUGAAACUCCUGGUGAUCAUGAAUUUGUUGCAGAGCAAUAUGUGGUGGAGAAAGCCUCCUAUGAUGGUGAUGAUGAAUAUGAACCCAGGCGUGUUGGGGUGGUAAAAAGUGUUAAUGCAAAGGAGCGGACAGCUUGUGUAAAGUGGUUAAAGCCAGUUGCCAGAGCAGAGGACCCUCGGGAGUUUGAAAAGGAGGAAAUAGUAAGUGUGUAUGAAUUGGAAGCUCAUCCAGAUUAUGAUUACUGUUAUGGUGAUGUGGUAGUUCGAUUACCCAUGGCUUCGGUUCCCAUGCAAUCUGCUUCUGGUGAAGGCUCCAUUAAGGAGCCAAAGCAGGAAGAUGGAUCAAAGGAGGUAAAACAAGACUUUAAAAAGCACUCAGGAAGUAAUAAAGUAGAAGGUGCAUCGCUGAAUGAAGCUUCCAUGGAGUUCACAGAUCUUUCUUGGGUUGGGAACAUAACUGGCUUGAGAAAUGGUGAUAUUGAGGUUACAUGGGCUGACGGGAUGGUCUCAACGGUUGGACCUCAAGCAAUUUACGUAGUUGGUCGAGAUGAUGAUGAGUCAAUUGCUGCCGGGAGUGAAGUAAGUGAUGACGCAGCUAGUUGGGAAACUGUUAAUGAUGAUGAGAUGGAUGCUUUUGAGAAUGCUGAAGAGGAUCUGGAACCACAAAAUGCCAGCAACAUUAUUUCAGAAGUAGAAGAGGGCAUGGAGAAUAAUUCUGGAAGGAAUGCAGCAUUAUCUCUCCCCUUAGCUGCAUUUGAUUUUGUCACCAGACUAGCGAGUGGAUUGUUUUCGGGAAGACAAAAAAAUGUUGAUCCAAUUGGUUUGGAUUCCAAAGGAGAAAAUGAGCAUCAGCCCGAGGGAAGAGAUUCCAGCUAUGAGUCUAGCUCGCAGAAGUCUAAUGUUCUUGAUAAUUCCAGUGGCGAAAGUGUUCAUGGAAAAGGACAGGAACACGUUGAAUCUAAGGCUCAGAAACAUUCACUUUCAGUGGAAGGUUUAUUCAACUUGAGAAUUGAAGACUCAGAUUCUAAAGCAGGUGAUGAGGAUCAUGCUUGCAGUUUCAGGCGGUUUGAUACAGCUAAGGAUCCUUUAGAUCAUUAUUUUCUUGGUGCAAAUGCACAGAAUAAUACUGGAAGGAAGUGGCUAAAGAAGGUUCAGCAAGAUUGGAACAUCCUUCAGAACAACCUGCCAGAUGGAAUCUAUGUACGAGUAUAUGAGGAUCGGAUGGACCUCUUGAGGGCUGUAAUAGUUGGGGCAUAUGGGACACCUUAUCAAGAUGGUCUCUUCUUCUUUGAUUUUCACCUUCCUCCUGAGUAUCCUGAUGUGCCACCAUCAGCGUACUAUCAUUCAGGUGGUUGGAGGAUAAAUCCCAAUUUAUAUGAGGAAGGCAAGGUGUGCCUUAGCCUUCUAAACACAUGGACUGGCAGGGGAAAUGAAGUUUGGGAUCCAUCGUCCUCAAGCAUCCUUCAAGUCCUAGUUUCAUUGCAGGGGUUAGUGCUAAAUGCUAAGCCAUAUUUCAAUGAAGCUGGGUAUGAUAAGCAGGUUGGGACAGCUGAAGGAGAGAAAAAUUCAUUGGCAUACAAUGAGAAUACUUUCUUACUGAACUGCAAGUCAAUGAUGUAUCUCAUGCGGAAGCCCCCAAAGGACUUUGAAGAACUUGUCAGAUGCCAUUUCAGGAGACGUGGUUAUUACAUCCUUAAAGCCUGUGAUGCAUACAUGAAAGGCUACUUAAUUGGCUCUCUAACUAAAGAUGCCUCUUUUAGUGAUGCGAACAAUGUAAACUCCACUUCAGUUGGUUUCAAACUGAUGUUAGGCAAGAUUGUGCCAAAGCUUUUAUCAGCACUUACUGAAGUUGGAGCUGAUUGUCAGGAAUUUAAGCAUCUCCAACAGUCAUAAUGGUGGGUUCUAAAGACAAACACAGCAUUGCCAUCAAAGCAACAAGGUCAGUGCUGGUACUUCCAAAUUCCAGAUGUCUUUCGAUGUAAACGCUUGAUCAUUGAUUAGAGGACUUGGUAAAACAUUCUCCUCUCGUAUUCGGAAGCCUUUAACUACCUUAGAAGGUUCAAAAGUUGUGCUGAUUCUCUUCUUUUCAAUUCUUUUGAGUGAAUGUCUUAUAACUUUUUUGUUCACUGAUUUCUUUUAGUACCCUAGGAAAUAGGAAUGGGAAGACAGUCAGGGUUUUGGAUUGACUGAUGACUUCAAAUGGUAAAUUGAUUUAAAUUGGAGAAAGUAUCCGUUGUCUCAAGUUUCAUUGUAUGUUCAUAGACUUUGAUAUGAAUAUUACCAAGUGAAUCGAUUAUCCAAAUCGGAUUUCUUUUUACUCUAUUUGUUGUUCUGAUAGGAUGCUGUAACACGGGUUAUGUUAUUUCAAUUUCUACUUAAAUUGAACUUAGGUUUUCCAUUUUAUCAAACCUUGUGAGUUAUCUUAAUACCCGUGCGAAUCUGAGAGCUUUCGCAUAGAAAAGGAUUUUUUGGGGAUAUGUAAACAUGAUAAUUUAUGUAU